Molecule: messenger RNA, 623 nt
Organism: Argiope bruennichi
Lineage: Eukaryota; Metazoa; Arthropoda; Arachnida; Araneae; Araneidae
Exons: 2
Coding region: 23-466 (147 amino acids)
Source: RefSeq, a predicted model, not a curated record
AGAUUGUUUUAAAGUAAGAAAAAUGCCCUUGAAGCAAAGAGAGGCAAUUGUUCAACAAUCUCAUAAUUGUUUUUUAUGCUUAAAAACUGGACAUUCUGUCAGAGAUUGUAAUGUCAGAGCUAGUUGUUUGUGUUGUGGCAAAAAACACCACAUUCUUCUGUGUAGAAAAAUGAAUCCGAUAUCUGAGUCUAAAGACAAAGAAUCGCUUGAAGUUGAUAAGAGAACUGAUAGUAGUUCUGAAAUGGAUCAAGCUCUUUCCAACUUGUCUACCAAUCCAAACGUAAUCCUGCAGACAUUCAAAGUUGUAAUUAGAGGCAACGGGAAAAAACGUGCAGCAAGAGCUAUUAUCGAUACUGGUUCACAGCGGUCAUAUUUACUACGAGCUACAGCUGAAGAAAUGAGCUAUGAGCCUACCAGCUGUGAAUAUUUGCAGCGCUCCCUAUUUGGUGACAAGCAUACUGGGUAGAUCGAAAGAAAAGCGUAUAGAAUUAGCUUUGAAGGAUGACGCAUGCGUGGAAAACCAAUUCACAACCCCACAAAAGCACGGAGCUGUAGGAAUGUCAACAUCACAAGUUGUAUGCGAUCAUAAUAUACUAAGAAAUAAGUGAAUCCGUAAAAGACAG